Molecule: messenger RNA, 166 nt
Organism: Ilex paraguariensis (yerba mate)
Lineage: Eukaryota; Viridiplantae; Streptophyta; Magnoliopsida; Aquifoliales; Aquifoliaceae
Source: the annotation of a GenBank genome assembly
CUCUGAGGAGGAGAUUUCUCAUCAGGCUGUCACUUUCUUUACUAAAUUGUACAAGUCUAAAAACCAUACCCUUGAUGAAGAGUUAUUUGGGGUCAUUCCUGAGCUUGUUGGACCAACUGACAACGAGAAUUUGACUAUGGCUGCCACCUUAAUUGAAGUUAAAUAG